AUGGAGCGUCCCGCAGUCCCUGUCUUCCGCUCGACGUCCCUGCCUAGUACUACACCGCGGGCUAAGUCGGCUCCGCUGAAUCUAGUCCUGCCAGACCGUGAUUCACCGUUCGUAGCGGGUAGAGGGCCGAUUACACCGCCAAUCUCCCCGGGCAAUAGCGAAGAGGGUGACCCAGUCGUCAUCAUUGAUUCAGAGCCUCGCUACAGCCCUUAUUUAGGCAUCGACCGCGACGAGAGCACAACAGAGGAGCCCAUGGACGUAGACGCAAGACCAGCUGAAAGCUCCCCCAAGCCGCCCCUGAGGCAUCUUGAGGACGAGGAAUGUCACCUUGAACGGGGGACCCUUAACCUUACCGAUUUUGAAGUUAAGGGCACUCUAGGUAGGACAGGGACAUUUAGUCGUGUGCUUCUCGUGCGCCUUCGCGGCUCAUCGAGUCCCAACGCCCAAAACUGCUUCGCACUCAAGGUCUUGCGUAAAACCGAGAUCGUGCGCCUGCGACAGGUCGAACACGUAAACGCGGAGCGGUAUAUUUUAUCCCGCGUCCGACAUCCAUUUAUUGUCGACCUCUAUGCCACAUUCCAGGACAGUCUCAACAUCUACAUGUUGUUGUCCUACGUCCCCGGUGGAGAAUUGUUCACACACCUGCGGAGAGCGCGUCGUUUCACGCCAGAUGUCACGCGAUUCUACUUGGCGACCAUCGUCCUUGCCCUCAAAUUUUUGCAUUCUUACAACAUUAUCUACCGAGACCUGAAGCCUGAAAAUCUCUUACUCGACUCGCGUGGCUAUCUGCGGCUCACAGACUUCGGUUUCGCUAAAAUUGUUGAUGACCGUACCUGGACUCUCUGCGGAACUCCCGAAUACCUCGCACCUGAAAUUAUACAGUCAGACGGCCACGGCAAGGCCGCCGACUGGUGGGCCUGCGGUAUUCUCUGUUAUGAAAUGGUGGUCGGGUACCCGCCAUUCUUCGACGAGACCGCGUACGGGAUCUAUGAAAAGAUUUUGAAGGGCAAGAUUCACUGGCCGCGAGAAAUGGAUAGGCUGACCAAGGACAUCAUCAAAGCCUUCCUACAUCCGGACCGUAGCAAGCGUCUUGGUAAUCUCACCCGUGGCCCUCAAGAUGUGCUAGACCAACCGUGGUUCCGCGGCGUCGAUUGGGACGCAUUGGAGCGGCGAGAGAUUAGGGCCCCUAUUAUCCCGCAUGUCAACUCCCUUGACGACACACGCCACUUCUCGCACCUUCCCUUGCCCCCACCCGAAGAGAUUCCCGGUCUCAUAAAGGAAGAACAGCCGCCGGCCCUUCAGCAACGAUUUGACCCUAUUGCGUAUCAGUUUAUGGAGUUCUAA
Messenger RNA from Postia placenta MAD-698-R-SB12, 1344 nucleotides. RefSeq lists its product as hypothetical. The coding region runs from base 1 to 1344 and encodes 447 amino acids. Gene Ontology annotation, cellular component: cAMP-dependent protein kinase complex; nucleus. NCBI's taxonomy places the organism in Eukaryota, Fungi, Basidiomycota, Agaricomycetes, Polyporales, Adustoporiaceae. The transcript is spliced from 4 exons. Gene Ontology annotation, biological process: peptidyl-serine phosphorylation. Gene Ontology annotation, molecular function: cAMP-dependent protein kinase activity; ATP binding. The record is from RefSeq and is a predicted model, not a curated record.